AGAGAGUAAGAGUCAGGGAGAAGAGAGAGAGCGAGCGAGCGAGCGAGAGAGAGAGAGCGAUAAAAAAAGAAAGAUGACAUCGUGCGAGUGGAGGCGCCGAGGCGGCCGAGCUCGGGCUGUGUCUGCCUCGGCCACGGCGUGAACUCGACACCGAGGCUUCGACACAACACCCGGCGCGGCCUGUUGGUGUGAUACAGACCCGCAGAGAUUUAUGAAGCGCGGUUUUUAGCUGUGCCAGGCGCCGGUUCAGUUACUGUCUCACAGGCAACAUAAACUCAUAAAGCCGUGUGGUUUUGGUGUGUAAUGCAUGAUGUGAGUGUGUAGAAAUGACAUUAUUGGUGUCGUGUGUCGAGAGACUGAAGCCUGUGAACCGCUGCGGGGAAGUUGCUCCGAGCUGAGAAUAAAGCCCGUCAUCCAGCUCCGCUGAUCCGAGGCUGGCGAGCUCCGCGGCGGGUCGGUAAAGCGCCGUUUUCCGCCUGUUUAUAGUCGAUUCUAUAGCCGGGCAGCCCGUGGGCUGCUGCCCCAGAUGAUGCUGAAGAGCAGAAGCUGAAAUCCGCUCAGUUUGGGCUUUUAGUUCGGCUCGGUUUUCACUUCAGAACAAAAUGGAUGCUGCUUGGAGCAACUUUCUCUUCCAGACCACAGCCGGUCAGACCCAGGUGGACGGCAGCCUCCAGUCCGAGCUCCUGCCCCAGAGUCCGGCUACCGAGCACCUGGCGCCUCCAUCCACUGUGGACACGGCCGCGCUCAGCGAGGACCCUGUACCUGUGAAGCCGCCGUCCCGUCCGGCCCGCGUGGCUCACAUCUGCUCCAUCUGUAGCAAGCAGUUCAAGAACAGCUACAAUCUGCGGCGCCACCAGUCCGUCCACACCGGUGUCCGGAUGAAGAGCGGUGCUGCACAGAACCAGGAAGGCGGCGCUAAAGAGGCGGUGGAGCAUCCCACCGUCCCUCUGUCCCUCCUUCAGCUGAGCAUGCCCGAGCAGCACGCUCCCACCUUGCCACCUCCGGCCGUGCUCCCCGACCCCCUCUCGCAGCCCCUGCUCACUCAGGACACCAACGACUCGGCCAUGGUCAGCGUGGCGUCCACUGUCACGGCCCUGCCUCCUGCCGCGGUGGUCGUCAUGGCAACAGCUGAGCCUGUUCAGCAGCGGCCGGUGAACCCGAACCCCGUGCGUAAAAACCACGCAUGUGAGACGUGCGGAAAGGCCUUUAGGGACGUUUACCACCUGAAUCGCCACCGCCUCUCUCACUCGGACGAGAAGCCCUUCUCCUGCCCCAUCUGCCAGCAGCGCUUCAAGAGGAAAGACCGCAUGAGCCACCACGUCCGCUCCCACCAGGGCGGCGUGGAGAAGCCCUACGUCUGCCCCCACUGCGCCAAGGCCUUCUCACGCCCUGACCAUCUCAACAGCCACGUCAGACAGGUCCAUUCUUCAGAGCGACCUUUUAAAUGCCCGACGUGCGAGUCGAGCUUUGCCACGAAAGACCGCCUGCGCGCUCACAUGAUCCGGCACGAGGAGAAGGUGCCGUGUCACAUUUGUGGCAAACUGCUGUCUGCCGCUUACAUCACCGAUCACAUGAGGGUGCACAACCAAUCACAGCAUCAUGCCUGCCACCUGUGUAACCGCAGCUUCACCACGCUGACGUACCUGCGCAUCCAUGCCCAGAAGCACCACGGUCAGGAGUGGAAGGAGAGCGGCGGCGGAUUCGGCUCAGCUGGCGCCGGAGGUGUUCUGGUCUGUCAGCUCUGCGGCGUCCACUGCAAAACCCCCACGCAGCUGCAAGGCCACAUGGGCACCCACAACCCGGCGCUGAGCGAACCAGUGCCAGUCAGCAGCAGCGCGGAUGGCGUAUCAGCCGGCACCGUGACCCUGAGCAGCAUGACCCCCGCUCCCACUGUGUUUGUCAGUGGCAACACAGUGGUGGACCUGCUGGUCACCGACUGCUCCUGCAUCGCCCAGCAGCCACAGAGCUAGUAACUGCAGGCUUGUAAUACAAACACACACAUACACUGGCCGUCAAAAGUUUAGAGAUAUCUUAAUGUCUUUUGCAGUUCUUCAUUUUUCACUGUUACUUCGCAGUGAAGUAGGAAAUAAGUACCUGCUACAAGGCUCACGUCAUGUAAGAUAGAACUAAAAAAAGGGGGGUGGGUGAUAAAUGGUGUAUAAACAUUUAAAAAUGUACAAUUUGUACACAGAAACAAAACUGUAAUAACAGCCUAUUUUUACUUUAUCAUGGUUGUGAUGUCACAGACAUUUAGCCCCACCCAUUCCUCUUGAAGUAAUGUGGAGUGUUCCCACAGACAGUCUGUAGCAGAGUUAUUGCCGAGGACAAUGCGGGAAAAAACGAUUAACCAUUAAGGAUCCACACAUCUGAGAAGAGAGGAUUUCAAUCUGAAGUGUUUGUUCAGUACAUUUCACCAUGGGCUGCUUAUUGAACAGGGCGCAGUCCAGGGCAGCCAGAGCUUGAUUGCAUGCAUUAGUCUUAAAGACACAGUAAGCGAAAAUCUGAUUAACUGAAAACUGUUAACAGAGGCUGUAAAUGUUAAUGGAGAAGUGAAUUUAUGACUGAUCACAACUGCUAAUCCUGUCAGAUUCUGGUAUGAUGUCUUUCUUGGUAUGAAUAGCAGGUUUUGCAAAAUAUUUUUUUUUUCUUUUUUCAAUCUUUAUUUGAAAAGCUGGAAGUUCUUGGGCUUCUGACGGCCAGUGUGCAAUCCCACACAGUCGCAUGUGCACUAAGCUAGCGAAGUGUGCGUUAAGUGUGUACCCUGAUGAUACAUAGGACAUGUUUAUAAGAAUGCUAUAUGCUAUAACCCUCGCUCCCACAGACAGAACCACACUACUAGAGCAAAUACUGUGAACAGAGCCAUCAUACAGCUAGCUGAGCAGCUCUCACAACAACCUACACAGACUACGCAGCUACUGUAGCAAAUAAUUGUCGCCUCAGUACGACACGUUAUGCGCAUAAACGUUAUGCUUGUCUGUCUCCGCAGCAGACAAGCAGCUUAGGGAUGUUAUUGUCUCAGAAUUGCCAAGGCAACAUCGCUGGAAGGCCAGCAUGAGGAGAGUGGAGAUACCCUGUGUCUCAAAUCGAGUACUGCUGUACAGGACUAGUUAAUGUAAGUGCAAGUAGUUUAUUUACAAUAACAGUUAGAUGGCACAUGGCAUAUGUUUCUACCUGGAUAAGGUACUAGAACCACCAGAAAAUGAGGUCUGGAACGCUGUAUGCAAUCGCUGCACCCCAAAAGCUAGGCUGUAGCCAAAGUAGGCUGCAUUUCUAGACUGCUGCUUCACUGAAGGCUGUUUCAGUCAAAAUUAUCCUUCGUUUACAGCUCAGAGCGUUCAUCAUUGGUUCCACAGCACUGGAUGAUCUCCGAAAUGGCACUGAAAGAGCCGUGAGUGCAGCAACACUCGACAUGCCCAAUCCAGUGUGGGAUGAGUUUGACUGUGGUGUUGAUGUUGUCCAUACAGUUGGAGGAGGUUUAGACUGAGACCUUGUAAAAUUACAUAAACGAUUUACAAUUGAAAUGAAUCAUUUUGAAAUUGGAUGAAUCUUUUUGAAUCACCCUGUGUGAUUGGCCAGCAUUAAAGGUAAAUGUGAUAUCUAAAGGCCCAAAACAUACUUUACGCAAGGAUGUUAACGCAGACGCUUUGAGCAGCGCAGACAGGGUUUAGUGUGUAGUUGCGUUCAAAACCGUGUCACAUCACAUUUUAUAACACGACACAAGUGUAAGCUGCAUUCUGAGCAUUACAACAUUACAGGCGCUAUACCGAAGGCCAUGCCUGUCCAAGCGGUCUCAUACCACCAGCGUGUUUUCUCAACUGCUGCAGCAGACAAGAAGUUGAGUCUCAUGCAAAGAUGGCUUACGUGAACUUAAAACACAUCGCUGUUGUCGGAAGAAAACCCCUUAUCUCCAAAAUGGUAACUGUCCAGGAGAAGGAAAAAACCUACACUACUAAGUCAGUGGAACCAGACUUUUUUCCAAAUUGUAUUAGGUCGCUUCUUUUAGUCUAUUCAUCGUGACAUUUGCAUACAUUGUAAGGGGUAUCAGGUUUUUUCAAAUUAUGCCAAAAACUGAAAAAUUCUGACAACAGCAAUAUGUUACGUUAGCGUAUUUCCAUUCCAUUCCAGCUCACUCUCCUCUACUGUCCACGUUUAGCUGUUGAGGCUGUUGGAAUAAUAGUAGAUCCUCUCUGAUUUGUCCUCUUCAAUACUGUUUUAACCACCACAGUGACAUAAGACUGCAGUUUGCACAGAAGGUCUGAGUGUUUGCAGUUGACACGCUGACAUUUGUGUUCGCUUACUUGCGUGAAGUAUGUUUCGGGCCUAGUUGUGCUAAUUUUGCAAAAUUGGCAAAAAAUUAGUAAAGCAUGCCAUACUCCAUAUCAGUAUCUGUUUAAAAGGUUGCAGCUUGAAUUCAGGGCGUGUUUUCAGUAAGUUAAACAGUUUUCAUCUUGCAGGAGCAGCUUUUAGUUACAAAUUAAUGCUUUGCAUCCGAGAUUUCAUUCGUUCUCUCGAUCCUUCACAUUAGCAGUGGUUUCCCCUUCAUAUUUUAAUCGAACUUGUACAAAGCGGCCAUGGUAGACUGUUCUGUUUUGAAUUAUUUAAUACAAAAGAAGAGCCUUCAUUGGACAGUUCUCGCUGCCACCUAACUUUUGGAAUGCAGUUAGCGCGCACUAGUAUGAAGCUGCAGUUUUAAACCUUGAAAGUUAAGAGUUUAAGAUGUCUUUAAUCUCCAAACUUUGAAUUUCUGCAGAAUCUCUUCUGCAUUAGGCUGUUCGCAGGAUUUCAGAAUGUUAUGACAGUAAUUAGGCAUGUUAUAACCAAGUUUAGCAUGCCAACCUGUCAUACCCGUAGGCGUAUUUAAAUAACAUGACACAUUUUAUCCUGUAUCUAUUUUCUCCCCACGAGGAGAAAAUAGAUACAUACGAAAAUAUUUCAAAACCAAUUUUGGACGAAACUGAUCCAGGCUGUAGAGAACAAGGAACACGAUUGUAGAGGCCGAAUUGAGACACAGGGAGAACAAAAGGCUUUGAGAUUGACUUCAGGGCAGUCAGAGACUUAAUGAUUUCAGUACCAAGUAGGAAAAAAAUGCCACAUUGCACUGUUGCACUGGCUGGUUCUCUCUCUCCGUAUCUUUCUUUCUCACUUUGUUGCUCGAAAUCUCACUCGCUUUUCUUGCUGCAGGACUCUUUAACGAUACUGUGAUUGUGACUCUCUACUGUAGUUUUUCUGCUCUCUGUCCCAGUGACGACGAUGGCUGUCUGUUUGACCAUAUAGACCCUCCCGUCGCCUCCACCACCGUCCCCUCCUCCCGCCAUCCUCAAGAUGCGCUCAGAUUUUCCCCUGUUCCCUUAGCCAUGAAGAAGGAAAACGAAGGGGUGCAUAGUACAUUAGCGACUGAUGUUAUUCUCUGAUAAAGAGGCAAUGUUCGUUAUUAUUAUCAGUCUGAUUUUGUAAUUACAUCCGAUAAUUAUAACCAAUAACUUCACCACCCUGAUUUUAGCUUGGGUCUCAUUGUGCUGCUGCUACACCAGUAAGGAAAAACUGUUAGAAUCACUAAGCAUUGUAAGAGGCUUUGGAUAAAAGCAUCCAAGAAAUGAAACAAAAUAUACAAUAAUAAAAAAUCAUAAUCAUUUACA
Pygocentrus nattereri (red-bellied piranha) is the source of this 5636-nucleotide messenger RNA. RefSeq names its product MYC associated zinc finger protein (gene mazb). The transcript is spliced from 7 exons. The record is from RefSeq and is a predicted model, not a curated record. Gene Ontology annotation, cellular component: nucleus. The coding region runs from base 603 to 1970 and encodes 455 amino acids. NCBI's taxonomy places the organism in Eukaryota, Metazoa, Chordata, Actinopteri, Characiformes, Serrasalmidae.